This is a messenger RNA of Lingula anatina, 4283 nucleotides long. RefSeq lists its product as uncharacterized. Lineage: Eukaryota; Metazoa; Brachiopoda; Lingulata; Lingulida; Lingulidae. Gene Ontology annotation, cellular component: nucleus. Gene Ontology annotation, molecular function: protein dimerization activity; DNA-binding transcription factor activity, RNA polymerase II-specific; E-box binding. Gene Ontology annotation, biological process: positive regulation of transcription by RNA polymerase II; axon development; sensory organ development. The record is from RefSeq and is a predicted model, not a curated record.
UGCCUGGGCGUGUGUAUGAUCGUGUGCGGACAAAGAACAGAGAGCAGUGAUUAUGGUUGGUAUCAGGCGAGAAUCUCCGAGUAUUCCCCCAUCUUCUUGUCAGUACUCGUCGGUCGCAUACAGAGAAAUGUCACCACUCAGGACGGUGUAGCUGCCGGUCUUUCACACAGCGUUGAUUUUUACUCAAUGAAACACAAGGUACGGUCCAUGAUGUCAUCUUUCGACUUCGAUACAAGCCACGGGAAUGAGGCUCUCAACAAUCUUCUGAGGGACAUGCAACAAGUAGAAAGGGCCACAGAUUACGCCAUGCGCAAGCGCGGCAAAAGAGAAUCGCCAGGUUCUCCGACGGACUCCAGCGGGAAUUCAACGACAGACGAGUCCGCCGAACCCCGGAAAUCAAAAUCACCAAAGAAAUCUUCACGGCGCAAAAAGGGCUCGAAUGCCCGCGAGCGCAAUCUCCGCCGCUUGGAAAGCAAUGAACGAGAGCGGAUGCGAAUGCAUUCUUUAAAUGACGCUUUUGAAGGCCUUCGGCAAGUCAUACCCCAUGUCAAACUCGAUCGGAAGCUAUCAAAAAUCGAGACACUGACCUUAGCCAAGAACUACAUUAAAGCCCUCACGAACGUGAUAUGUGGACUAAGAGGGGAAGAACUCAUUUAUGGAGAGAUGGAGGUGAACAAUAAUGGGGACGAGGAGAAUAUGAAUGAAACUGUGGAUUUAAAAGAUAGGGAUUUCAAAGAUGAGGAGGAAGAUGAAGACGAUGAUGAAGACGCCAUGAUUGAGGACUGCUUGUCGGUGUCAGCCGAAGAAACGAUCAACCUUGAAGUGCUACAGGAGCUAGUAGACUAAAAUAAAAAAGGGGAUCUGAAUUAUUUUCAUGAACUCUUUCAAACGUGGAUUAAUAUCUUAUUGUUUUGUUCAAAAACUGACAUUCCACCACAAGUCAGUGUUUAUGAAAAGUGUCAAGCAAUCGUCUCAAGUCCUUGCACAAAUGAAGAAACGGACGGCUAUAGGGAUUGCUCUGAUCAAUAGUAAGCCGUCGGGAACUCUGCCCACCGAGUACAGAGGAAGGGAAUGGGGACGAUAUAAGAUCCCCUCCUCGACAUCAACAACAUCAUGACAUUCCAUCGUUAUAACGUGAGUGCUAGUUAUAGAUCCAUCACUAGACUUUAAUGUUGCUUGUUGUUACACGUUAUUUUUAUACGGGAAAUUUGCAAUGCAAACUAAAUGAGCGCCCCAUCAAUGGGUCAUAUUGUUACUCCGUUCGUCUAUGCGAUACCAUACGAGAAUAAGAGCUAUAUUUUUGUUAUAAAAAACAAAAAAAAAUGAAGACCUUAACAACAAGGCGUUAUAAAAAGAGAAAAGUGACUGAGAGAGUAGCUAGCCUAUUUUUCUGUGUAAACUGCUGGAUUGUCACCGACAGCAUUACUACCAUAGUUGUACAGAUAAUGAUAUUCAAGCGAGCACGUUUUCCAAAGUAAUAACCUGCCUACAUCGCUGUAGGUCACGUAGGACCUACGGAUACGCGUUGUUUUUACAUAUUAAUUCAAUCAAAGACUUUUGUACAAAGUGCUCUUAACGCUCGCAUUAUUUUUUUCUAUUAUAUUUUUCAUACACUGCGCAUAUCAAAUUAUGUGAGUUCUUCCAGAUCAUCCGAAACUGAUAUGGGAGCAAACUCAAAGAUAGGAUUUAAAGGGGUGAAAGGAGAUCACAAAUUAAAGGCACUGUGCCCAGCCCUGUGAUGUUUGAUAAUGCGAUAAUGUCGUGCAUUGUAUUUCGGUAAUGAUCGCCCUAGUUCUACAUGAUGCCGCAUGUUUAAUGUAUACCGAGCUCGUGCUUUCUGGUUAUUAGAGUCCCUUUGAAAAACUCAUGUCAUGCCCAGAUGAGCAUUUUUUGUGCAACUCCGAAUUAAAAGCCCAUGAUCGCUAUCGUUAUUACCGCCAUUAUUAUCGCCUAUCAAGACUGUUGCCAUUGUCAUCAUCGUCACAUUCAUUACUCUCAUUCUUCCAAACUACAAGAGAAAAUUAAUACCAGAAUUUUUCACGCACGAAUCAUGUAAGAACAGUCGUUUGAUGAAUCAGGUGAGGACCAAGGGUAGUACCUUUUUUGGAUAGUUUCCAAUGUCGUAAGGCGAUCAGACUUUUCAAGACCAGUGUCGUGACGGCAACUCAUGGAUACAUGGUGCUAGCAUGUGAUAUUAAAAAAAAUGUCUGCCACACUGUGUUUUGGGGGUGAAUACCGAAACAGUAUAGAGAAUUUGUUAGCAUUAUUUAUUUUUCAUUUAUGUAAUGGACUUCCAUAAGAUUCAAAAAGAGAAGAUUGCAUUUAUAUUGCGGACUGCGUUUAUAUUUUCAAUUUUGAAAUUGUUUGCGCGCUCGGCGCAAAACAGUCACAGCUCUUUGUAUAUAUGGAUUGUGUGUAUAUAUAUAGAAAGAUAUUAUUUAGAUCAAAAUGGUGCACGCUUUUAGAUAAGAUAAGACUGGACCGUCAUGUGUUGUGAUUUCAGCUCUGCAUGGUCAGGGGUUGUAUGGUCCAACGAGACAGGACUCGUCACAAACACGUGGUUGUCUUACUUUGAUAUGCAGAGACAGACAGUCGGACGGACGGACAGACAGCGUGACAAACCAAGCUUUUUAAACAAACACGAAACAACGUUAUCAACACAGAAGUGAAAAAAAAGCAAGCAAUCGAAGUAAGACUACCCACGAGCCUUAUUCCCCCGUGAAUCGAACAUCUGCAUAAUGCCGACGCCAAGCCGAGUACUUUAGCCGGCUAUCUCGAUCCACUUUGUCAAGUACAUGCAACAUAUGUAUGGCCCCAGUGACUAAAGCCCUGAUCACAUUAGCUCACAUUACAGCACGACCAGUUAUUCUUUUAAGCGUGCACAUUACAACAAUUGUCGCAGGAUUUGCGAUAAGUCCCUGGGUUAUUAGAUACCGCGCUAUAGCCUUUGUAAUUUAGACGUGCAAGCACUUUUUAAAAUCCAAACUUAGUUAAUCAGAUGGCAUUUUUAUUUGAGUACUACUUUUUUUCCGGUGUAGUAAUUAAUUAGUUAAGUGAAUUAAACGUAUUUUUGGAGUAUUCAGAGCUAGCAAAGGGGUGUUUACAAAAUUCAGUUAGUAUCUGUUUCCUUCAACAUGUCAGCACUAGAAGAUGGGUUGUACAGUAUACUAUUGGGAGCCAAAAUGUUAAUGCCAUAUUAUGCAAAACGUUUCGAGACGAUAGAAUAAAUAUGUUAUUUUGAAGAUGGCGUGCUAGCAAAAUCAUUGCCUUCACUCUUUGAUAUUUUUAGAGUCUUCAUUUUCACAACGGGAAAUCGUACAUACGAGUAUAUUUUAAAAUGACAAGCCCAUUUCAACUCAUCAUGUAAAAAUACUGGAUGACAUUUCUAUGUGGAUAACGUUUCCUGUAGACCUUACAUACAAUGUUGGGACAGUGUGACAAGAAAAUGAGAGAGAGAGAAAGAGAGAGAGAGAGAGAGAGAGAGAGAGAGAGCGUCCCAACUUGCGCUCAUAUUAACCAUAGACAUAGCAAUGGAAUCAUAGCAGUUAUUUGGUCAUGAUAGCGUUGGAUUGCCUGCCAGCACGCCAUCUUUGAUGAACUAUCGCCUCCACUUCCUCCAGACAAACUCAGACAAACUCUCCAUCGCAUGUGUGACGUACAAGUAUUCGAAUUCCCCCAGCACCCUGAGGAUCGGGGGGCACUUGGUUAAGUUAUACUGAUUUAGACCAAGAAAAGAAAGAAAAAACGCCUUAAGUAAACUGAAUCUCAGUGUUUAAAAACUUACUGGGUUUCAGUGCAUUAGGCUGGCUUCAACUUUAAAUGUGCGUAUUUCAUGUUUCUUUAAAAGGUUUGUUAGCCGUGGCAUACUCAUGCCAUCGAGAUAAAACUACUCCCAGUGAUAAAUGGAAGUCGUUAUCUGAAACCAAUGGUGGUUUGAUUUUAAAUUAGCCAAAUCGUGGACAUCAAUUGAGUGCUCUAUUACUUCUAGUAUAUUUUCUUAUUAUUAGUUCAAUAAAUCUUUUGUUUGUCUAGUGUAGCUAUUUGCGUCAUCAGAAAUCCUGUAUUGGCGAAAAUAAUUCUGGGCAAUUAUGUAUGCCUACGUUUCUGUAGUCUAGUUUCAGUAAUAACACACAAAUAUCAUUUAUUUAAGUAUAAUUUUUUGAAACUAACUGCCAAACGGAAGCAAGCAUCUGAGCACAUUUUAACUCAGAUAUCAUUUGAUCAUUUUUCAUCCAAAUGUAAAUGUAAAAUACCGAAUAAAAAUAUUUAAAUAGAACAUGAAA